AUGGAUUCAAUCAUUGAUAAAUUCCCCAAUCACUUUUCUGGGCAUUUGGUAGCAAUACCAUACCCAGGAAGAGGCCACAUCAAUCAAUUGAUGAACUUCUGCAAGCUCAUAUCCAAACAAAGAUCCGAUUUUCUCAUAACCUUCAUAGUUACUGAAGAGUGGCUGGGAUUCUUGAGCUCCGAACCGGAAUCCGGUCACAACAUCCGAUUUGCUUCGAUCCCCGAUGUUGUUCCUUCCGAGAAGCACCGAGCCAAAGACCAUAAGGCCUUCCUUGAUGCUGUCAAGACCAAGAUGGAAGCUCCGGUUGACCAUCUUCUGGAUCUCUUGCCAAAGCCUAAAGUCAUCAUAUACGACUCACUUUUGACUUGGGUUUUGGGAGUGGCUCGCCGGAGGGCUAUACCGGCGGCUUCGUUUUGGCCGUUGUCAGCAACAAUUUUCACUCUCCAUUACCAUUUUGAAUCUCUUAUACAGAACGGCCAGUUGCCGGCCAAUCUCCUGGAGCAAAGAGAGCAUCGGGUAAACUGCAUUCCUGGAGUUCCUUCUAUACGCAUUGCAGAUUUUCCCAAGGUACUGAUAAAAAACAAAUCUGCCCCACAAUUUGUUCCUGUGGCUUGCAAAGCGGACUAUCUACUGAUGGCUUCAGUCUACGAAUUGGAAUCUCAAGUCAUUGACAUUUUGAAGAAGAAGCUCCCCUGUCCUGUCUACACCAUAGGACUAUCAAUUCCUUCGUUCAAUGAGAACAACAACAAUGAUGAUGAUCAUAAUUCUUGGUUGGAUGCUCAACCUAAAGCUUCUGUGUUGUAUAUUUCUCAGGGGAGUUUUUUUGCUUCCUCUGAUGAACAGUUGGACGAAUAUGUUGCGGGGAUUCGAGACAGUGGGAUUAGGUUCUUUUGGGUAGCAAGGGAAAACAGAGAGAAAUUUGUUGAUGGACUUGGUGAUGGUGAUUCCUGUAAGGGUUUGGUUGUGACUUGGUGUGAUCAGUUGAAAGUGUUGUCACAUCCUAGUAUUGGUGGAUUUUGGUCGCAUUGCGGAUGGAAUUCCGCUAAAGAAGCUGCAUUUUCUGGUGUACCGGUUCUUACUUGCCCGAUUGCAUUGGAUCAAUUCACAAAUAGCAAGCAGGUUGUGGAAGACUGGAAGAUUGGUUUGAGAAUGAAUGAAGAUAAUGGUGGGAGGUUGGUGAAAAUGGGAGAAAUAUCAAGGAUUUUAAAGAGUUUUAUGGAUGAAGAAAGUGAAGAAAUGCAAGAAAUGAGGAGAAGAGCACAGGAGAUCGGUGAAGUUUGUCGAAGGGCGAGUUAUGAAUGUGAAAUUGAGGCAUUCAUCCAGGAAAUCUCCAAGCUGUAG
Molecule: messenger RNA, 1341 nt
Organism: Oldenlandia corymbosa var. corymbosa
Lineage: Eukaryota; Viridiplantae; Streptophyta; Magnoliopsida; Gentianales; Rubiaceae
Source: the annotation of a GenBank genome assembly